AUGAACCGAUUAUCUCAAAUCCUCUCUUUGCUCUGCUCGUUCUACCUCUUACCUCUCGUACUGGGAAGUGCAGCCUCGCAAUUCCAUCUGGAUGUGAACACACACGCUUCAGAAUGUUUCGUAGAAUGUCACUCGAGAUUGGAAUACACGAUUGAGAUACCAGGGACGGGAUCGAAUGGAUUCUCAUGGAUCACGAAGAAUUGUCAACAGGAGGCAUGGAGAAACCUCAUGGGCAACUGUCUCCCCGUCGUCUGCAAAUCCGCACCCGACGUAGCUUAUGCGGUGGAAUACGGUGAGAACUGGUGCCAUCGUGCAGGUGUAGAAGUCGAGAUAUCUUUACCGGAGAGUUAUCUGAAUACUGCCAAUGGAACUUAUUUCACAUCCGCCGAAUACCUCGCUUCUUCCUCUGAUCCCAACACAAACAUUAGGACAGGACCUAUGGUAAUUGGUUUGAUAAGUACUUUUGGAUUGAUAUCCCUCUUCCUGUAA
Messenger RNA from Kwoniella botswanensis, 489 nucleotides. RefSeq lists its product as uncharacterized. Lineage: Eukaryota; Fungi; Basidiomycota; Tremellomycetes; Tremellales; Cryptococcaceae. Bases 1 to 489 code for a protein of 162 amino acids. The record is from RefSeq and is a predicted model, not a curated record. The transcript is spliced from 4 exons.